AUGACAUCCACCUCCCCAGUCGGUGAUGGUGCUCUCAAUAGGCCCCUUGCAGCCAGCCCCAGCAGCAAUGAUGGCGGCACUGAUGCUGCCAAACGAAAAGCGGAACCCAGCAGUGGAACUCACACGCGAACAAAGCGGAAUCGCUACAUCUCGCUGGCCUGCAAUGAAUGCAAGCGUCGGAAAAUCAAGUGCAAUGGCCAGAUGCCCUGCCAACGUUGCGGGCACCUCUCUCUAGAAUGUCUUUAUGCUCCUAACUGCUGCACUCGUAGCAUCAAAGAUUCAGAGGAAUUUCGUUCUAUGAAAGAGCACAUCGAGACGUUACAAGACCAAGUGAAUACCUUGUUUGCUAAUAUAAACGAGCUGUAUCACAAAACCGACUCACCAGGCAUUGAAUCCAGUGUCUACGGCCGAGAAGGUUCACAGUCCCUCUCCCAGCCAAGUUAUGAUUCUCAAACCCAUAUUUCAUCACGGGCUCGCUCGAAUCAUCCUCGUUUUCAUGGGCCCACGAGCACUACCUUCAAUCUCCAUGUUGCCAAAUCAAGCCUACAAACAAUGGGAAUUACUCCGGCUGAGGAUGGAAACCUUGAAUUGUUUGCUGGCCAGGAUGCAACGCCUUCUGGUUCCCCUCCCCUGCGAUCACAGCAACUGCCGCAUAUCCCACAGCUUCUGGCCCAUCCGAAUAAAGAUCCAUUAUGGAUAAUAAAACGUGAGGAAGCAAUUAGGUUAUGUCGGGUUUACGAACGCGAAAUCGGAAUCAUGUAUCCAUUCCUCGAUAUUGAGAGUUUAAUUACGCACACUAACCUUCUCUUCACGUUCCUUGAGGCCGCGUCUCGGACAGGCUUUACGAAACGCUUUAAACCUGGCCCUGAUAUGCUGACUGAUGAUGACACCUGUAUCCUUAAGAUGGUCCUUGCAAUUACGUUAAUUGUUGAAGGCAAUGGCCAAAGCGCCCUAGGGACCCGGUUAUUUACUACGACAAAACAGAGGAUUGAGAUGAAACUGUGGGAGCCAACUGAUAUUCGAACGAUCCAAUCAUUCACUCUCAUGGCCACAUACUAUUUUCAUACCGAUGAAGACCCUAUGUCUUAUCGAUUUAUCGGCCAUGCCACCCGCAUGUGUCUUGAGCUUGGUUUACAUCGAAGAGAUGGUAUGUUUAAAGUUUGUCCAAACGAAGCGGACGUACCUUCUGUCGUUAAGUUGUUUUGGUCUGUCUACAGCUUGGAUCGACGUUGGAGUUUUGGAAUGGGAUUGCCAUUCAUCAUUCAGGAUGAGGAUAUAGAUGCAUCUUUACCGGAACCCGAUGAUUCUGUACCAUAUCUGAAAGCCAUGAUAUCAUAUUGUCGUAUUAGCUCUAAAAUUUGGUACUCUGGUUUGGGCUCUGCAGGCACUACGACUGCCAAAAGAGAAGUAGUUGGCUUCCUGGACUAUCAGGUCCUCCAAUGGCUGAAGAGCGUCCCAGAGAAUCUGAGGUUCUAUUCGCCCGGGCAUCCUGAAAAUGGUGACGGCGUCGAUAGAGAGACCCGACGUUUGCGCGUACUGCUAUACAUUCGCGGCAAUCACAUGAGAAUACUAAUUUACCGUCCUGUGCUACAUUCCACUAGUGGCAUCCUUGAGAACAUGGGAUACGCCCAAACUGUCGUCGAUAUUGCCAAAGACACCAUUCGCGUCCUCACUCACCUCAACCAAACAUCCGACAUCUAUCGUUCUCAUCAGAUGCUGUUCAACUACUUCCUCGUCUCUGCGCUGGCAGUCCUUCUCCUCGCUGUGUCCCAUGCUCCUGCCGAUUUCAAUCGCCAGGUACGGGACGAGUUCUACAUGGCCCUGGACCUAGUAAAAGGGUUCAGUGCCAAAUCAUACGUUUCGAAGCGCUUGUGGAAAAUGAUCAAAGGGUUACGGGGAAUUGGAGAGAAGCUUGGCCUACUCAAUCGCCCCGCCCCGCCCGAUCAGAAUGACCCUCAUUCAACAGCAGCUGUUGCAAUGGCCGGACUAGCCGGCCAUCCCAUGGACGUGAUGACUGCCAGUGUGUAUCGCGACAUCAACCCACGCGGUGAGCUGGGCGACGGCCCGCAGGAUGGCAUUCAGAUGAGUAAUGAGCUGACGAAUUUGUUUGAGGCUGUCGGGGGUUACGGCGGUUUUUUGACUCAGACUAGCGGCGGCGGAGACGGAGAUGCGAUUAAUGGCGAAAUUGUCAAUGCUCAGGGGGAUCUGCCCAACGCAGAGGGCUUGGGCUCUAUUCUCGGGAAUGAAGCAGAGUUUGCCCGAAUCAUGCGAGAUGUAUUCUAGAUGACGGAUGGGCUCCGCCAUUUUUGUUUU
Molecule: messenger RNA, 2313 nt
Organism: Histoplasma capsulatum G186AR
Lineage: Eukaryota; Fungi; Ascomycota; Eurotiomycetes; Onygenales; Ajellomycetaceae
Product: fungal specific transcription factor domain-containing protein
Exons: 6
Coding region: 1-2283 (760 amino acids)
Biological process (GO): DNA-templated transcription; positive regulation of transcription from RNA polymerase II promoter by galactose
Cellular component (GO): nucleus
Molecular function (GO): DNA-binding transcription factor activity, RNA polymerase II-specific; zinc ion binding; RNA polymerase II cis-regulatory region sequence-specific DNA binding
Source: RefSeq, a predicted model, not a curated record